AUGACGUUCAACAUCACAAUUGGCCCCAGUCCACACGACUCGGACGAUUCCUCUUUCACCGACGAAGAGGGCUCCUCGGGGGUCCAGGUCUCGCCGCCUUCCGAGUCGGAAAGCCAUGGUUAUCAUGACCCGUACGAUGAAUGGACGAAUUUACCUUAUCCUGAUGAACUGAAGCCAUCUGACUCAGGUUCUCGAAAUCGAACAUCCUAUCGAACCCAGAGUCGCAAUCCAGUCCACCCGCCUUCCACGUCUACAAGUCGUCGACGUUCAGCCAGGCGUCAAAUUGUUCCAGAACGGGAAUCAUUCCAUCGGCGAUCCCGUCGUCAUCCUUCGCCCGAUUCCCCUGAGAGUAUGGACUCAGCGGAGGAGUACGGUGAUCCGUAUCGCCGCAGAUCCCAGGAGCGGUACAGAUCCCAGGAGCGAUAUUGGCCUUCGCUCGCCCAGGGCUCAGGAUAUGCGCACAGCCCGUCUCCGGGGCCAUCCUAUGUUUAUCCGAAUGGCGCGGUGCCGCAUGCUCCCUUCGCACCCCCCACUGGUCAACAUACGCCAUCAGACCAGUUAGUUAGACUCGGAUCUCACAGCCAGGUCGGGCAUUCAAGUCAGUAUGGCCAUCCCUUCUACGGGUAUAGUCACCCUGUGCAACAACCUCACGGCCCAGGCGUUUCUCAAUUCUACAUGCACGACCACCACCCCGGGACCCACGGGCACACGGUAGCCUCAGGAGCCCAUCGCAGCGACGGCCACAACCUACCACAGUAUCCUUUUCAGCCCUCGGGGCCCUCUCAUGGCGCUCCGCCCUAUGGCGGACCUCAGAUGAGCCAUCAUGACCUGGUUCCGUAUGGUACAGGGGGCUUUUAUCCAUUCCGAGAGCCGUACGCUAUGGUUCCCAGUAUGAUUUCUCCCUACUUUAAUCCUUAUGCUCGCGCACCGUCUCCUCCUAGUCAGGCCGAAUCCGCUGGAGCGCCCGUCUCUCCAGAACCCGCUCCGGCUCCGGCCCCCGCAGAUCCCGCGAAAGACGAAGCAAUCGCCAGGCUCGAGAAAUUGAUAUUGGACGAGCGAACGGAACGUGAAGCCCGCGAUGCGCGUGAAGCUGCCGCAAAAGCUGCCGCCGAAGCCGAAGCUGCCGCCGAAGCCGAGAAGCAGCAACGUGCUGCCCACGAAAAAAAGCUUGUCGAGGAAGCUGCUGCUGCUGCCAAAGCAGAGGCUGAGCAGAAAGCUGCUGAUGAAGCGGCCAAGGCAAAGAAAGAGGCAGAGGAAGCGGCAGCGAAAGCAGCUGACGCGGCGGCAGCCGAGGCUACGGAGAAAGCCACUGCGGACGUACAGGAGAAAAUCGCAGCUGCAGUAGCAGCCAAUAAACCUCCUGACAAGAAGCAACCUAUCAAGUUUAAGGAUGCCCUUGGUAGAAAAUUUAAUUUUCCCUUCGACUUAUGUUGCACUUGGAAGGGCAUGGAGGAGCUUAUCAGACAAGCUUUUCUUCACAUUGAGGUGAUAGGACCACAUGUUGCAGAGGGGCAUUAUGAUUUGAUAGGCCCCAAUGGCGAUAUCAUCCUCCCACAGGUUUGGGAGACUGUUCUUGAGCCUGACUGGACCAUUACUAUGCAUAUGUGGCCGAUACCAGAAAAACCGAAAGAGGAGCCGGCUCCGCCUCCAGAGGGUGGUGCUCCUGAAGCUGACGCAGUACCGCCUGGUGAUGCUGCAGCUGCCGAGCCGCCGAAGAAGUCGGGCACCAAAAAAUCGAGGCCAAAACCUGGCGACCCUAGCCCAUUUGCGGUGUGGAUGGUAGGAGGUCCAGCCCGCUUCAAGAAGCAGGCUUUAAAAGUGGGAAAAAAGCCUAAAGCAGCCGAUCACGCUGUAUUGCGUGUUGUCUGA
This is a messenger RNA of Aspergillus mulundensis, 1869 nucleotides long. RefSeq lists its product as uncharacterized. The record is from RefSeq and is a predicted model, not a curated record. Bases 1 to 1869 code for a protein of 622 amino acids. NCBI's taxonomy places the organism in Eukaryota, Fungi, Ascomycota, Eurotiomycetes, Eurotiales, Aspergillaceae. The transcript has 4 exons.